AUGUUGACCUGGUGGAUCUUAUGGAAGCUAAUUCUAAGUCAAGUAAAUUUCUUUCGUGAACUUGCUGGACUUCCGAAGCUUCCUAAAUCUCCACCACCAAAAACUCAUAAAAAACGUCAAUCCUCACAAUAUUCCAUACCGAGUUCGCCUAUAAGUCAACAUAGUCGACACUCUUCUUCGUCUUCAAAGAGACUUAGUAGACAAUAUGAUAAACGUUAG
Molecule: messenger RNA, 219 nt
Organism: Dentiscutata erythropus
Lineage: Eukaryota; Fungi; Glomeromycota; Glomeromycetes; Diversisporales; Gigasporaceae
Source: the annotation of a GenBank genome assembly